UGUUUCAACUCGGGCAUUUUGGCUAAAGGCGCCAUACAACGUGACAACAGUACAUUCUAUUGUCUCAUCAAAGCGAGUUGUCAAGCAUUAAUUGAUUUGGCGAAAACUUGGAAAGGCUACGAAGCAAUAGUCAGCAAAUUAGAGAAUCAUAUGCUAAACUUACGCCACAAACUUAGUGAAAUGCAAAAGCCACAAGAGGGUGAUUUUGAGGUGCUAAAUCAUGGUGAUAUGUGGGUCAACAAUAUGAUGUUUAAAUAUGAUGAACAAAAUUCAACACAGCCCCAAGAUGUGGUAUUUGUGGACUUUCAAAUGAGUAUCUGGGGUAGUCCGGGAAUUGAUUUGAAUUACUUCUUCUACACCAGUCUACCGGUGCAGUUGUUAAAAGAGAAGCGUGAACAUUUCAUCGAAAUUUACUAUGAUGAAUUACAAAAAUCCCUUAAGUUAUUGAAUUAUGAGAAGGUGCCUUCGUUUCAACAAAUAUGCGACGAGGUAAGACAGCGAGCAUUGUUUGGUUUCUUCGCGAAUCAUGCCAUUUAUCCCAUAAUCAGUAUUGAUAAGGAUAUAGCCGCAGACAGUACGUUUGAAAAUUUCGCUGAUCGUGAAUUUGCCAAAAAGAAAUUUAAACAAAUUUUGGAUCAACAAAAACUUAAGGACAUGUACGCUUACACGCUGCAACAUUUCAAUGAGAUGAAAGUGUUUGAUUAACACUUGAAUUUUUGUGCCUGGAACAUUCGUUUUGUUGGCUGGCGACAAAUGCAUUCAUUCAUUCAAUCGUUCGUUCAAUUAAAGUUAAAGUGUAUUUUUAAAUGGUGUUGGUUGCAAAAAUA
Calliphora vicina (urban bluebottle blowfly) is the source of this 827-nucleotide messenger RNA. RefSeq lists its product as uncharacterized. The transcript has a single exon. The record is from RefSeq and is a predicted model, not a curated record. The coding region runs from base 151 to 705 and encodes 184 amino acids. NCBI's taxonomy places the organism in Eukaryota, Metazoa, Arthropoda, Insecta, Diptera, Calliphoridae.